UUUGGAGGGACGGAGGGUGAGUGGUUUCAGAAGCUGACGUCUAGGUUCUGUAGUCACCAGACGUGGGCCCUGGAACAGCUGAAGAUCAGACAGAAGAAAGACCCCCGUUUCAACGCCUUCAUACUGGAGGCAGAGAGUAGGCCUCAGUGUCGUAGGCUGCAGCUGAAGGACAUCAUCCCCACUGAGAUGCAGAGGCUCACCAAAUACCCCCUACUGCUGGAAAACAUCGCCAAGUGCACAGAGGACACCUUGGAGAAGGAGAGUAUCCAGCAGAGUGCAGAGUGCUGUAGGAAGAUCCUCAACCACGUCAACGAGGAGGUCAAACAGAUGGAGAACCUGCUGACACUGAAAGACUACCAGCGCAGGCUGGACACCUCAGGACUGAAGCCCAGUAACGAGCUGUACCUGGAAUACAAGAACCUUGACCUGGCCCAGAGAAGGAUGAUCUAUGAGGGGCCUCUGACCUGGAGAGUGACCAAGGAGAAAACUUUAGACGUGCAGUGUGUGUUGCUGGGGGACCUGUUGGUGCUGUUACAGAAGCAGGAUGAUAAGAUGGUGUUGAAGUGUCAGAGUAAAAGUAACAUUGCUGUUCAGGAGGGCAAGCAGAUGCUCAGCCCUAUCAUCAAACUAGACUCUGCCUUCCUCCGAGAGGUGGCCACAGAUCGUAAGGCCUUCUACGUGAUCUUCACCUGGGACAGCGGGGCUCAGAUCUACGAACUGGUGGCUCAAUCUGUCGGGGAGAGGAAGAACUGGACAGAUGUGAUCAAGACGGCGGUAGAUGAGCUGAAGAAGAAAGGACCUCCGCCUGACCUGAAGAGAGGAAACAGCAUCCUAACUGGAGGAAACCCAUACAGCCCCACCACGUUUCUUCAACCCCCUCUCAGCCCCACAGAAAAUGGAGGAGACUCGUUGAAAAACAGCAUUGAAAGAGAUAAGGACAGCCUGACUGAUGAGAUUAAGUCUGUGGACUCUCGUCAUUCGCUGAUUGAUUACCUCUUGGACAAAGGCUUCGACUUGAUUGGCCACAGCAACAGCGAUCAGGUGAAAGUGGCCAAUAGCGCGUUAAAUGAAGUCAUGUCUCUCAAGAGGCUAUUGGUUGGCAGCAUCAGCCUAUCAGAGGACUCACAGCUUGAUGAGGAGAAUGGAAGGGAGGGGCCAGAGAGCCAGGACCAAGGACUGGAAGGGGAGGAGGGAGGAGGAGGAGGAGAGGAUGGGGGGAUCAGUGCUCCCCUGGUUCUGUCCCAGGAGAGGAUGGAGGAGGUGCGCCGGAAACUGCAGAGUCUGGAGGUACAGCUGAAGAGACUACAGAGUGUUGAGGAAGAGCACCACCGGCUGCAGCAGGUCCUGUCUAAGUUCUCCCUGGAGGGAGGCAACUUCUAGUGAGAUACACAGCGCCACCUUCGGGACACCAGAUCACUGUAAGUGCUGGAUUGGAGUGCUAGAGUUGCUUUUGGAGGAUUGAUGAAUGCGUCCUGGAAUUUCCUAUUUACUAAACACUCUCUGUGCUCCACUGCCAUGCCUGAGCCCUUGUUAAAGAUUUACAUGGGGUCGCAGACAACCGCGAGGCCCUUGCAAGGCGGAGGAGGAGGGCUUUGCGCAAAGUAGUUGAGUAAUGCAAUGUGGGAGGUGUGUGUGUGUGUGUGUGAAUAUACUAGUGUGUGCAAGUGAGUGAGCGUGUGAGAGAGGGGAGUUUUGCAAACAGGUGCCAAAGAUUAGAGCAGUAGUUUGCUGUGAGAGAGAUGCUGCCUAUGCUUAUUGAUUGUGAGCUGCUGCAACACACAUACACACACAACAGAUACUUCCCCCAGUGUAUGUUCAAUAUAUAUAUUUAUAUCAUUGCCAACUGUAGGGGUUUGGACUGUAUGAUAAACCCCCAUGUAUGCAUGUCGAGAGAGAUACUAGUGUCAGCCCUAUAGAGGGCGAUGUAGAGCUGUAGAACCAGACAUAGGAACAUGCUCAGGGUUGUGAAAUUCUGGUAACUUUUCCAAAAUUCACAGGUUUUCUCAAAAUCCUGGUUGGAAGAUUCCUGGAAUAAGGAGGAAUUCUUGGAAUCCUUCAACUGGGGAUUUCUGGAGAAGCUGGGAUUUUUGGGAAAGUUACCUGGAACUUUCCAAACCUAGACAUGCUACUGCACAUUUAGUGGGCCCCUAUAUCCAGUACAUGCCAAAGUACAGCAGAGAUGCACUUUUAAGUUAGUAUAAUCCAAUUCAAGUGACCACCCAUACUGAAUUCCCAACAUUGAUUUUGAUAAUAUUUAUUACUAUUAUUAUAAUAAAUUAUUUAUGCCAUUUAGCAGACGCUUCUAUCCAAAGUGACUUAGUCAUGCGUGC
This is a messenger RNA of Coregonus clupeaformis (lake whitefish), 2330 nucleotides long. It is a transcript of the gene arhgef1, whose product is annotated as Rho guanine nucleotide exchange factor (GEF) 1b. NCBI's taxonomy places the organism in Eukaryota, Metazoa, Chordata, Actinopteri, Salmoniformes, Salmonidae. The record is from RefSeq and is a predicted model, not a curated record. Gene Ontology annotation, cellular component: cytoplasm. Gene Ontology annotation, molecular function: G protein-coupled receptor binding; guanyl-nucleotide exchange factor activity. Gene Ontology annotation, biological process: G protein-coupled receptor signaling pathway; intracellular signal transduction.